Molecule: messenger RNA, 5921 nt
Organism: Archocentrus centrarchus (flier cichlid)
Lineage: Eukaryota; Metazoa; Chordata; Actinopteri; Cichliformes; Cichlidae
Gene: hip1
Product: huntingtin interacting protein 1
Exons: 32
Coding region: 458-3505 (1015 amino acids)
Biological process (GO): endocytosis; actin filament organization; clathrin coat assembly
Cellular component (GO): cortical actin cytoskeleton; presynapse; clathrin-coated vesicle
Molecular function (GO): phosphatidylinositol-3,4-bisphosphate binding; clathrin light chain binding; actin filament binding
Source: RefSeq, a predicted model, not a curated record
AGCGGGCUAUUUGCAAAAUAAAGGUAGCCCACUGUCUCGGUGUUUGCAGCUAUGUGGGCUGAUUCAUAUGAGCAGGGUGGGUUUGUUUUUUUUAAAGUGAAGCAGCGGUGAAAUGAGCGCCUAUUGUCAGCGGUAGUCCUCCGGGUUUUUCCUCCCAGACAGCUUCAGCUCCUCGCCGGGUCGGAUGCUGGAAGUCCUCGCCGAUUAGAGAUCACGUAGUUCUCGCAGAGAAAAGGAGACGGGGUGCGGAAGGAAGGAAGGAAGAAUAGAGGAGCAUUUUAAUACCAAAUCUGGACACAUGUUGAGCUAACGGCCCUCUCCACCUUCCCCCUUCUCCUCCCAAAUGCAUUCGUUGCCUCCGUCGCUUCCCCGUUACUAAUUACUGCGUGUUAGGAUAGAGCCAGCAGAGCCCUCUUCGGCUCCGAGGAUCUCCGCUCGCCGUCUUGAAAGGACGAUCAUGGAUCUGAGCAAAAUCGCUGUCAGCAUCAAUAAGGCCAUCAACACACAGGAGGUCGCUGUCAAAGAGAAGCAUGCCAGGACUUGCAUCUUGGGGACUCAUCAUGAGAAAGGUGCCCACACCUUCUGGGCAGCAGUCAACCGGCUUCCUCUCUCCAGCAACGCCGUGCUCUGCUGGAAGUUCUGCCACGUCUUCCACAAGCUGCUGCGGGACGGGCAUCCAAACGUGAUAAAGGACUCGAUGAGGAACAAGGCUGAUUUAACUGAUAUGAGCAGGAUGUGGGGUCACCUGAGUGAAGGCUAUGGGAAGCUGUGCAGCAUCUACCUCAAACUGCUCAUCACCAAAAUGGAGUUUCACAUCAAAAACCCUCGUUUUCCAGGGAACCUUCAGAUGUCAAACAGACAGCUCGACGAGGCGGGAGAGAACGACGUCAACAACUUCUUCCAGCUGACUGUAGAAAUGUUUGACUACCUGGAGUGUGAGCUCACCCUCUUCCUGGGUGUAUUCAGCUCUCUAGACAUGUCUCGGUCGGUGUCGGUGACGGCGGCGGGUCAGUGCCGUCUGGCUCCCCUCAUCCAAGUUAUCCUUGACUGCAGCCACCUGUAUGACUACACCGUCAAGCUGCUGUUUAAGCUGCACUCCUGCCUUCCAGCUGACACUCUCCAGGGCCACAGAGAUCGCUUCCAGGAACAGUUUAAGAAGCUAAAGAGUCUGUUUUAUCGCUCCAGUAACCUGCAGUAUUUUAAGAGGCUGAUUCAAAUCCCACAGUUGCCUGAGAACCCUCCCAACUUCCUGCGUGCGUCUGCUCUGUCAGAGCACAUCAGCCCCGUGGUCGUGAUCCCCGCCGAGUCAUCGUCCCCAGAGUCAGAGCAUGUAGUGGAAACAGACGACCUGGUGGACACGGACGUCCCCGUGCUGCCGGCUCCUUUGGAGACCAAAUUUGACGACCUGUUUGGCACCUCGGCUGCUAUCGACCCAUUCAACUUCAACAGUCAGAACGGCAUGCGCAAAGAUGACAAAGACAGACUGAUCGAACAGCUGACGAGGGAGAUCCAAGCCCUCAAAGAAGAGCUGGAGUCGUUCAGACUGGAGAGUGGUCGGUUGUGUCAGGCUCUGCGGGGUCGGGUCAGCGAGCUGGAGGCGGAGCUCGCGGAGCAGAGCCACCUGAGGCUGCAGGCUGUAGGAGAGAGCGAGUUCCUGAAGGCGGAGCUGGACGACCUGCGGAGGGUCAGGGAGGACACGGAGAAGGAGCAGCGGAGCCUCACAGAGAUUGAGAGAAAAGCUCAGGCCAACGAGCAGCGUUACACCAAACUGAAGGAGAAGUACACUGAGCUGGUUCAGAGCCAUGCAGACCUGCUGAGAAAGAACGCAGAGGUGACCCGGCAAAUGACGGUAGCUCGGGCAGCACAGGAUGAAGUGGAGGCAGUGAGGAAAGAGAUGCAGGAGAAGGUGAAGGGCACUCAGGAGGCUGCAGACAGACAGGAGCGGGAGCAGCUCGAGCAGCUUCAGGAGCUCCAGAGAGAGCUAGUCUCAAGCCGGGCAGAGCUGGACUCUCUGAAGACCACCAUGGCCUCAUCGCAGCAGGCUUCGAGCGAGGUGCUCAGCACUCAGCUGGCCACACUGGAGUCUGAGAAAGCCGAGCUGGUUCAGUCCUUGACGAAGGUGGAGGCAGAGCUUGUGGUCCGGGGGGAGGAGCUAGAGAGGGUCCAAAGCUCACUGGUGACGGAGAGGGAGGGCAGGGUGAAGACGGCAGAAACCCUGCAAAAUCAACUCAAUGAGAAGGAGAGCAGGGAGCAGGCGUUAGAGAGCCAGUUGGUGGCGGCUCGUUGGUCCAGCUUGCAAGGAGCCGUGGAGGAGGCAGAGAAGAUCAUCCGGGACUCUCUGGCUCAGAUAGACGACCCGGCACACAUCAGCUGCACCAGCUCUGCGGACUACCUUGCAUCCAGAUGUCAGGCCUCUUUAGACUGUAUGGAGAGAUUAAAUUCUACCAGAGUGGCCUUCUUGGCUGACAACACAGGUGUGUCUGAGCUAGUACGAGCAGUGACCCAGUGUGGCCACCUGGUGGGUGACACCGUAGUUCAGGGCAGUGCCACCUCCCACAUGGUGCCUGUGGAGCAGGCUGACGCCCUGUCAGAGAGUGUGAAGGUGUGCGGGGCUGAAGCUUUGGCUCUCCUGGGACAGAUGAAACAGCAGGACAGCCUCGCUGCAGCGGACAACAGCAAGCUGAAGGCAGCUCUGGAGGCCGUCCUGGCCACCGCAGAGAAACUGCGUCCUCGGGGUUUGGAGCUGCAGCAGGGGGAGCUGGGAGACCUCGUGGAGCAGGAAAUGGCUGCCACUUCUGCUGCUGUGGAAUCAGCAGCUGCCAGGAUAGAGGAAAUGCUCAACAAGUCUCGAGCAGUUGAUACAGGAAUCAAGAUGGAGGUCAACGAGAGGAUCCUGGCCUCCUGCACGGAGCUCAUGCAGGCGAUCAAGGAACUUGUUUUGUCUUCCAAAGAGCUGCAAAGGGACAUCGUGGAGAGUGGAAGGGGGGCAGCCUCCAUGAAGGAAUUUUAUGCCAAGAACUCACGCUGGACCGAGGGCCUGAUCUCUGCCUCCAAAGCGGUGGGAUGGGGCGCUACAGUCAUGGUGGAUGCUGCUGACCUGGUGGUUCAGGGAAAAGGGAAGUUUGAAGAGCUUAUGGUGUGUUCACACGAAAUUGCUGCCAGCACAGCACAGCUAGUGGCUGCCUCCAAGGUAAAAGCAGACAAAGACAGCACCAACCUGCACCGUCUGCAGCACGCAUCCCGAGGCGUCACACAGGCCACUGCAGCCGUCGUUGCCUCCACCAAGUCUGGGAAAUCCCAGAUUGAAGAGACUGAUACUAUGGACUUCUCCAGCAUGACUCUCACCCAGAUCAAACGACAAGAAAUGGAUGCACAGGUUCUGGUUCUGGAGCUGGAGGCUCGUCUGCAGAAGGAGCGAGAGCGUCUCGGCGAGCUGAGGAAGAAGCAUUACGAACUGGCCGGAGUAGCAGAGGGCUGGGGCGAGGAAGAGGAGGGCACAGGUUGAGACCCGCUGCCAGUGUCAUCCCCCUCCUCAGCCUGAAGACUGGCUUCUGUCUGCCUCUUUCUAUUUAUAGACACACUUUUCAACCUGUUUCUCCCUUGUUUGUUUAAUUUUAUUUUUUUUUUUAAAUUGUUUGUUAUCUAAGCCAAAUGAAAAGGUGCUUCUUUUCUAAACACGCUUCUUCACCCAUGUCCAGAAGCUUCCAUAAAGGACAGCACCAAGGGCUUAGCGAUAGGGGGGAGGGGGUGGUAUCAGAGGGAUGAACAAAUGCACACAAGGAGCGGAGUGAAAGACGACCUGCAGCCCAGCUUCACUGCCUCAUGUCCCCUCGCUGCUCCUCCAAGACUGUCGGCGAAACACAGCAACAAGGUCUCUCCCUGCUCUGCCGAGUAUUUAUUAUCGUUUUUCCCCUUCCUGGUUUUCAAAAGCGGCGCGCCGCAAGCACAAGUCCUACUCUAGACAUCCACAGGAUGCACUGCACAAGGGCCAAACGCUGAGCAGCAGGGGGGGGGUGUCUCUGUAACAUAGAUGGCGUGCAUACUCUCCUACUAAAACAGAUGUUUUUGUUCUGUGCCCUGAGCGUGUAAAGCCGCGGGAGCCUGAGCUGCUCUUCAUCUGUCGGAUGUUCUCUUCCCUCCCUGGUUUCUUCCUGUUCUUUUCUCACUGUGAGGUAUCACCUUAUUGAGUCCAGGCUGCCUGAAGUGGCCGCUUCGCUGGACUUUCUGCCUUUCACCUCCUCACCAUUGUAAUGACCGUGACUGUUAACUUAAGCACCCACACACCCCUGUGCUUUUUUUGUCUGUUGUUUUUUUUUUUUUUUUUUAUUUUAACAGCCGCUCUCUUGGAAACUCUCACAACUAUCCAUGUGCAGAUGGGUCAGAGAUUAUUAUCAGAACAGCAAAGUAGCACACAAGAAACAACAGUCUUCUCCCUGUGAACUUUGAGACUGCCGACUACCUCAUGCUACAUCGUUGGAGGUAGCUGUUCAUCGGGGGGAAGGUUUAGAUGAGUAGGUUUGCUCAAAACACUAAUAAUAUGGGUUUCAUUUUUCAGAUUUUCUCUUUUACUGCUUAAACUGGGGAACAGGGUAGCGAGAGGCAGUCCUCUGUUUUAUAUAGAGCUCGCUCUGAUGUCUUCUUCUGUUCAUUAACACAAGGUUUGCUCCUCGGUUCAGCUCUGGCACGGUUCAGUGAAGUUGGAGACCCUCUGUUGUUUCAUCACAAGCUGUAAACAUGUCUUCUGUUCCUGGAGAUCAGAUAAUUCUGCAGAAGAAGCAAUAUCCAUAUGAGUUUGACCUUUUGAAAUCAAACUUAGAUGAGGACUUGAGGCCACUCCACUGCGCAAACCUUUAGAUGGACCUGGAUUUAUCACGUGACCCUGCCAGCGGGACUGACUGCUGUUUUCCCGAAUCCUUUGCUGACUGAUGGACUGCAGUGCUGGGGUCACAGGGGACGCUGAAGUACGCAGACUGCAGUGUUUUUAAUAGCUUCCUAAAGACCAAGUAGCUGUGUACAUAAACUACAAGCCUUCUGUUGUUGGAAAUAAUAUUUUGCUUUUCUUUUAAUCUCCAAGUGAGGAUUCAGUUUAAUUGAAAUGAAACGGUGCACUCAAGGACCCCCCCCAGUAACUAAUAGUUUCUUAACUUCCUGCUGAACCCGAUGAGCUGUCUGGACUCUGAGAAAAGGCACGGUCAGCCUUCGUGGGGAAACAUGAGACGAGCAGGCAUUUAUUUUCAACCCUCUUUCUGUUCGAUGACUCUUGGGGUUCGUCUUUCCCUGUGUCUUAACAUACUUAGUUUGGACGCUCUGCUUCAGCUGCGUAUCUCUAUAAGGUUGUGACACUGGGUAUUUAACAGCUGCUGGUCAAAUAGUAUUUGCCAAUAAUUCUUAAGCUGAAACCACCCUUAAAAAAAACAAACAGCGAGUAUUAUUUGCAGUGCUGUUGAGUCCAAGUCUUUGUACUAAAAUUAUUUUAGUUGUAGUCUGUCACUUCUUCCACACCUGGAAAAACAUCUGGUAGAAAUUUCAUUAGAAGUUGGGACUAUUAAAUGACAACAAAACACACACACAAAAAAAACUCCAUUAAAGAAGGGAGCAUUAACUUUUCGUGGAUUUUUCUAGUGUCUUGAAAGAUGAAUCGAUCGCACCUUGACUGACGUUUGGUUUUAAAUUUUUGCCCAAAUACUUUUUUUUUUUUUUUUUUUAAAUUAACCUUUCUCUCUUUGUCUCUACGGUUCGUGUCUGUUUAGUCCUACCAUCUCAGCCAGCCUUUCAAACUGCCUCACACUGUAGUCAAAGAGAAACAGAUACUCACAUAGCAACAUUGAAAUAUGUCUUUGUAUGAUAUACUAAAACUAUGUUGGUGGGUUUGUUUUUAUUUUUUCAGUUUUUAAAAAUAAAUAUUUCAGCUCAUUAAUACA